Messenger RNA from Syngnathoides biaculeatus (alligator pipefish), 1636 nucleotides. It is a transcript of the gene g6fl, whose product is annotated as g6f-like. The record is from RefSeq and is a predicted model, not a curated record. Gene Ontology annotation, biological process: T cell activation; positive regulation of ERK1 and ERK2 cascade; interleukin-15-mediated signaling pathway. Gene Ontology annotation, molecular function: protein tyrosine kinase binding; MHC class II protein binding. Bases 39 to 1562 code for a protein of 507 amino acids. Gene Ontology annotation, cellular component: membrane raft; external side of plasma membrane. NCBI's taxonomy places the organism in Eukaryota, Metazoa, Chordata, Actinopteri, Syngnathiformes, Syngnathidae. The transcript is spliced from 10 exons.
UGGAGUGUGUUUUCAUCACCUUUCUUCUCAUUCCCUCCAUGUUUCUGCGUUCCGAUAGUGCAGAUGCCACAGGCGAGUGGCAUGAAAUUGUGGUGGAAAGGGAGCACCGAGGCACCACCUUGGAGUGCAUCCAUACAGAAAUGAAGGCCGGGAUGAACAUCAACUGGAUGGUCAGGCCUCCCAAAGCGCGUGACUGGAAACUGGUGCUCUCAGCCAGUGAGCUCCAGGAGUUCUCUGGCGGGGUCUCCAAGCCUUCUAUGCGCCUGGCUGACCCCAACUACCGAGACACAGGCAAUUUCUCGCUGUUCCUUCAACCUGCCACUGAGGAUGCUGGCCUCUACAUGUGCAUGAUAGAGCAGCUAAAGAAGAAAAUCAAGGAGAAGAUCAUCCUUUUAGCCAUCAUCACUGUCACCAGCAUCCCAGCAUCCCCCAUCCCUCUGAACAGCACCCUGCGUCUGAUUGCCAAAAUCACUCCAAAUUUUGCCCGUGACUAUAUCUCCUGGGAAUCUCAAGACGGCACCUCACUCAAGACCGUGUUUAGGCCCAUCGUGGGAUUUGUGACCAAACUUCCCCAGGCCACGUACAGCGACGCCGGCUCCUACAAGUGCACGGUUCAUCCCCCGAGGAGCACAAACGGCACUGUGUUCACAUUUUCCGUGAACGUCACCGUUGAUGAUAGCUGCCAGGCCUCCUUCACCAGGGUGGAGUACAGUCACCCCAUUUCCACCGCCACUCAGGCCAGGACAUCCUUCCCCCUGACCUGUCCCCCUGUCCCAGGGGACUACGUCUUCCUCUACUGGAAACCCCCCAAUUCGAAUCGCUGUAAGCUGUUGUAUCAAUACGAUCGCUGGAGGGGCAAGACGUCGAGUAACAGCGAAAGCUUCAAGCUCCAGAUGGCUGGCGCACCCUACAACGGCAGCUUUUCCUUCAUCCGCACACCAGGCCUGAAGGAUGGCGGCCUCUACGUCUGUAAAGUGGUUGUCAACGACCACAUCUUCGGACAGACAACCGUGCUGAGUGUCUUGAAAGUGAUGGCUCGGCGUUUGGAUACCGUGCUGCAGCUGGAGUGCGUGUUCAGCGAGGUUUCCCAGGUCCAAAAUGCCACGUGGGAAUUCCACAAUAAGAGUCGCUCGCUCUGGACGAUGAGCAGCGCGCCCGGCAACGUCACAACCACUCUUCUCUUACCCAUCGCCUCGGACAGUGCCGGCAACUACACGUGCACCUUACAGCUAAAAGACGGCCAGACUGUCAGCACCACAUACGUGGUCAAGCAAGCAGCAAAGACCGUCCCUACAUCCUCGCCGCACUCGUCUUUCCACCACCUCCUCCUUCUGGUUUUAUUACUUCUGGUGCCCCUGGUUGCCGCCAGCAUCGCUGUGUUACUAUGGCGACAGAAGCGCAUCUCCCUGCGAGGUAUUGAGCAGUCUCUGUCCGUCUAUUCAGGCGAGACGGAGAACAUCUACGAGAAUCCCGAAGAUGUCAGACAGGCUUUUCCGCCAGGUUCGGUCUAUAUGGAUUUAAAGCCAAGACAAGAUGAUGUCUACAAGGAACUGGAGCACUGAGCAAAGAGAAGCAUUACAUCACCUGUGCGCGCGCGUGUGUGCCUUUGUAUGUUGUAGGAGUGUUUGUGUCGGCA